UAACUCUUUGCAUUCAUCUGUCAAGUCAAAGUCAGCAAAAAAUCGCUAACCUUCUCUUUGCUUUGCUUUGAGAGAAUACUGAGAAUUCACAGGAAUAUUCUAUUUAACACUUGAAUAAUACUGUUAAAAAUAUAGUAGAUUAAAUAACUUACUAUACGGCCAAUGCAAUUUUUUAUACAAUUAAAAUAAAGUAAAUUUAGGACAUUGUGCGCCGGUGAAAUAGUGAUCAUGGCGAAUCCGUCAUCAGGCGUUGUAGUACCGCGGAACUUUCGUCUUCUUGAGGAACUUGAACAAGGCCAGAAGGGAGUGGGAGAUGGGACUAUUUCUUGGGGUCUUGAAAGCGAUGACGAUAUGACUCUGACCCACUGGACUGGCAUGAUAAUUGGACCCCCUAGGACUCCAUACGAAAAUAGAAUGUAUUCUCUUAAAAUUGAAUGUGGUACUCGGUACCCAGAUGAACCCCCUACUGCAAGAUUUAUUUCUAGAAUCAACAUGAACUGUGUAAACAGUCAAACUGGACUUGUGGAUAACAGACAAGUCCCUAUACUGGCGAGAUGGCAGCGGGACUAUACUAUCAAGACAGUGCUGCAAGAGUUGCGACGCCUCAUGACAUUGAAGGAGAACAUGAAACUCUCGCAGCCCCCAGAAGGAAGCUCCUUCUAGUUCUUCUAUCAUGUCUCAAUGGACCCAAUCUACUCUGAUUCAUAUUGCAUAUAAUUUUAUAGCCAUAAUUAUAUGUGGCAUGUGGUAACUUCAUGUAGUUUGGCUUAAUUCGACACAGCUAUGCUUUUUGUACUUUCUUUGUUAUUUAUAAAUGAUAUUAUUGCAUUUAAUAUAUGUCAAGGUUACAUGGUAAAAACCAGUUCAUAAGGUAAAUUUGAAACAAUUUUAAUUUCAGCUGUAGAUUGGGUGAAUAAUUAUCUAUUUUCUAAGAAUAAUUUCUGAAACAGCUCUUAAUUACCAACUUAGAGGUAACACCCAUUUAAUUACAUAUUACCUAAAUUGUUGUGGCCUUUUAAAAAGUUAAACUUGCUUUUGGUAUAAUAGGCUAGUUUUACUAAUUUAUGCCUUUAUUUACAAAUAAUCUAAUAUUUGAAAACAAAAUGAUUUUAAUGUUUGUUAUUUGUAAAUCAAGGUGUAUUUGUUUUUAACAUUUCUAUAUCUACAACGUCUGAAAUUUAGAUAUGUCUCAUUUCUACAUUAUAUUAUAAUAAUUUUGAAUAUACAUAUUGUAAAAGAAAACUCCUUAAUUUUCCUUACAAUUGAACUUGAUCAAGUGUAAAAUAUUUUAGGAAAUUUUUAUUUUUAGGUACAUAAGAUAAAGUACUACUGGUUCAACAUAGCUUUACAGAUAUCAAUGUUUUUCGCAUAUGUAUUCUGAAUGGCAAUAGAAUAUUUCGACUUUGUUAUUCAUAAAACUGUUUAUAGAAACCUCAAUGUCCUGAAAUUUCUCUAGAAAUCCCAUAUAAAGCAAUGCAUGAAUUAUUGUUAUAAACCAAAUGCUAAGUCAAAUUGUUUUAUAGCAUUAAUAUUUUUACCAAUGUAUAACUAGCAAAGGUAAAUAAAUCGUAUAAUACUGUC
This is a messenger RNA of Amyelois transitella, 1581 nucleotides long. RefSeq names its product ubiquitin-conjugating enzyme E2 variant 2 (gene Uev1A). The record is from RefSeq and is a predicted model, not a curated record. The transcript is spliced from 4 exons. Lineage: Eukaryota; Metazoa; Arthropoda; Insecta; Lepidoptera; Pyralidae. Gene Ontology annotation, cellular component: nucleus. The coding region runs from base 229 to 663 and encodes 144 amino acids. Gene Ontology annotation, biological process: DNA damage tolerance; protein K63-linked ubiquitination.